AUGUUCAUUCGUUUUUUAUUCAUUAGCAUCGCAUUGGUCUGGAUAAAUGGUGAACAAAUCAGCACAUGUGCCGAAUGUGAAGUUGACAUGAAUGAGUUUAUGAAUAUUAAAGAACUUAAAACCCUGAACACCGAGCAGAUUCAUGGGCUCAUGUUGCUUGGGUGUGAAGCGACGGAAAACAAAACACGAAUUGAAUGUGAAAAUGAGUACUCAAUGGAACAGUUGACGGGAAUUCUCAAAGCAAUUGGAGAAAAGAAAAAUGCGGUCGAGAUUUGUCAAGAGGUACGCCACUGUAAA
Messenger RNA from Mesorhabditis belari, 297 nucleotides. The record is from the annotation of a GenBank genome assembly. Lineage: Eukaryota; Metazoa; Nematoda; Chromadorea; Rhabditida; Rhabditidae.